UUACCGUCGAUAUUGUCACAGUUUUUCCAAACAAACAGUGCAUUAACUAAUUGGCGUUAAACUCAAUGGAAAAUGGCACGAUUUUGUUUUGUUUGCAAUGAAAAGAUGGAUGUGUGGCGUCAGAAUUUCACCAAACUAAAAUUAAACCAUUCAAAAAUGUUAUUGAGCAAUUUGCUGAAGACGAUUCUCAUUGAUAUUCGAUCAAAUCGAAAUGUUGAUGACUGCAACAAUUGUAUUUGUCUAAAGUGCUACAAUGUAAUUGAUAAAUAUGAUUGGAUGCGUUGGAUGGCGAGAAAGAAAGAAAUUCAAUUAAAAAGUGUUCUAUCGAUGACGGAAAAAUUGCUAGGCAAUGAGAUGGAAUUCGAUAAUGGAGUAAAAUGUGAGAAUGAUGAACAUUUGGCCGUGAUAGAAGAUGAAGCAUCAUUAACACAGCAAGUGAUUGAUGGAAAUACAAAUCCUCAAAAUGAAGAGUCAGCUGUCAUGGUGAUAAUAGAGACAGUUCAAGCAGUCAAGAGUGAAGACGAGGAAAAAAAUACCGAAAAUGUAAAAGUUGAAGUCGACGAUGAGGAAGAAGGUGUCAAUGAACCAGAAGUAUAUGCAGGCGUAGUGAACCCAACUGGAAUGGAUCCACUGGAUACAAACAAUAAAAUGCCACCAGAACAUUUCGAAGAAUUCGAGGAGUCUAGUGUAAUGACUGACCAAGAUGAGGAGCAAAGUGAAGUAUCCGAGGAUAAUAAUAAAAUUAAUGUCGAAGCUCCUGAAAUGGGCGAGAAUGGAAAACUCGCGAUGGUAUUAUUGGAACAAUUAAAGCAACGCAUGGAAAUAAAACGCUCGAAGGAUGAAGCAUUUUCUGGUGCGAAUUACAUAUCAGAAGAGUGUAUAAUUUGCAAUGACAGUAAAAAAUAUUGCCGAUAUCUUUAUAUGAAUCACCUUAAAAAACAUAUAAAAAUCGAUGCACAAACAUGUCAUAUAUGCAACAUACACUUUACGAAUCGUGGCAAACAUAAGACACACCGAAACUUUCACAACCGAAACCCUGGGUUUGUUUGCUACAUAUGUUGUUUGCCACUUGAAAAUAAAGACCUUUUAAUUCAACAUUUGAAACUACACAACAGCUUGCCUCAUACUCAAUGUGUGAUUUGUGGUAAAAAAUUUCCGGCACCAAAUCUUUCCAAAAUACGAAUUCAUAUGACCACUCAUUUUGUAGCAAAUAACAUGUGUGAUUUGUGUGGCAAAAAAUUCAAAACGCUCAGACAAAUGGAAGUCCAUCGCAAGAGACAUCUCGAUGAUCGUCCGGAAAAAUGCCAUCUAUGCCAGAAAGCAUUCAAAUCAAAAGAUGGCCUUAAAGUGCACGUUAAAACACAUACAGACACACAGCGACCUUUUGCCUGCUCACAUUGCCCAAUGAGGUUUAAACUCAAGUAUCAUAUGCAGCAGCAUGAACGACGCCACAUAGAAUAUACAAAAACGUUGAAAUGUCAUCUGUGUGAAUCGUCAUUCGAACACAAAUUCCAUCUGAAUCAACACAUCAAACGAAAACAUCAUGAAUUGCCUGAAAAAUGAAAUGCCAUUGGAAAAUCGUCUUAAAAUAUGGGUUUUGAUAAUUACUUAACCUUGAAUAGAAAAACUGACUUUUGAGUUUUAUCAAUAGUAUUGGAGACUCCAAUUUGGAGUUGUAAAAUAAAAGAGGAACCAAAUGUUUUUCAAGUAAA
Messenger RNA from Contarinia nasturtii (swede midge), 1712 nucleotides. Its product is annotated as zinc finger protein 59-like. Lineage: Eukaryota; Metazoa; Arthropoda; Insecta; Diptera; Cecidomyiidae. Gene Ontology annotation, biological process: regulation of transcription by RNA polymerase II. The transcript is spliced from 6 exons. The record is from RefSeq and is a predicted model, not a curated record. The coding region runs from base 73 to 1563 and encodes 496 amino acids. Gene Ontology annotation, molecular function: RNA polymerase II cis-regulatory region sequence-specific DNA binding; DNA-binding transcription factor activity.